AUGGAUCUCAAUACUACCCAAUACGAUAAACUGAAAGAAGAAGUAUCAGAUAAUCUGAUGGACAUCAAGAGUCAUUUGAAAAGAAAUAAACCAUCACCAGCAAUACCGUCAAAAAGGGUCAAGCAUGAUACAGGUUCGUCACCCUCUACUACGGAGGAAUCCAACGAGGAAAUCGCCCGACAAUACAAGAAGUUCAUGAAUGCACCUAAAUAUGAUCUUAAUAGUGAAGAAUUGUUUUGUGUAUGCAGACGUCCUGACUUGGGUGAAAUGAUGGUUGCUUGCGAUGGAUGUGAAGAAUGGUUUCAUUUCAAGUGUAUGAAAAUAAAUGAAAAAUACUCCAACUUAAUAGCCAAAUAUUUUUGCAAAUUCUGUGAAUGGAAGGGCGAAGGUAAUACCCAAUGGAAAAGAAAAUGUCGCAUAACAUCCUGCUAUCAGCCUAUAGCGGAGAGGUCCAAAUAUUGUUCGAAAGAGCAUGGAUUAGAAUUUAUGAAACUGCUGUUGUUAGAAUCAACGAUAAACUCUACUGAUGGUCCCUCUUUGCAGAAAUUGGAUGCACGUGUUAUAAAAGAUGUUUUGGAUUAUGUAUCAGGCAACUUUGACAAACUACAGAAAAUGGGAUCAAGCUUCCCAGAGUUGGAGGUAGUUAAGAACUAUAAAAAUGAUGACUCUGCUCUAGAUGAAUUUCCAGAGACUGUGAAAACAGAUUUACAAAAGGUGCAUGCAAAAUUGAGUACGUUGUCAGAACAGAUAGGUAAACAAGAACAAGCGUUGAAAGCAUUAGUUAAUACUAAGGAAAACAUAAAACAUUUGAAUGAUAAACUCACUAAUAUUGUAUAUGAAGACCUGGUUCUGGACAAGCAAACCUCUAAAAAGAAGAAGGGUGCUAGGGGUAAGAAAAAGAUAGACAUCUGCUUUUGUGAUAAAGGCGAACAACUAAUUGUACAACUGGUCACUGAUUCUGGCACUAUCUUUGAUGACUUGUUGAAGGUUAUUAAAUGCCGAGUUUUUGAGAAUGACGAAUGUAAGGAGGAAGAUCUUGAUUGGUUCAUGAACGAUUUGUGUAUAAAGGACAAGAAGAAAUGUGUUCGUCAUAGUGGUUGGUGGAAUUUAUACUACGAUGAAGCUGUCCGAAACUUAGAACAAUUACAGAGCAAGCUCGAGGAGACGAUGGAACAAAAAGAAAUGAUACUAAAAAACUAUUCUAUCAGUGUAUAUGAAUCCUAA
Molecule: messenger RNA, 1224 nt
Organism: Candida dubliniensis CD36
Lineage: Eukaryota; Fungi; Ascomycota; Pichiomycetes; Serinales; Debaryomycetaceae
Gene: SPP1
Product: Spp1p
Exons: 1
Coding region: 1-1224 (407 amino acids)
Biological process (GO): positive regulation of DNA-templated transcription
Cellular component (GO): Set1C/COMPASS complex
Source: RefSeq, a predicted model, not a curated record